Messenger RNA from Pelobates fuscus (common spadefoot toad), 1648 nucleotides. RefSeq names its product syntaxin 10 (gene STX10). The record is from RefSeq and is a predicted model, not a curated record. Bases 683 to 1432 code for a protein of 249 amino acids. Gene Ontology annotation, molecular function: SNAP receptor activity; SNARE binding. Gene Ontology annotation, biological process: retrograde transport, endosome to Golgi; vesicle fusion; Golgi vesicle transport. NCBI's taxonomy places the organism in Eukaryota, Metazoa, Chordata, Amphibia, Anura, Pelobatidae. The transcript is spliced from 8 exons. Gene Ontology annotation, cellular component: synaptic vesicle membrane; SNARE complex; endomembrane system.
AUAGAAUUGACAACUGGGAGAAGAGGAGAGUGUGGAUCAGUGAUUGGAAAGGGGGUAACAGAAAGUAAUAGGAAGCCCAGCCAGGGUAUAAUUAAAAUAUCCCAUAAUAACCAGGGUCUGGGCAGCCUGCAGGCACUGAGACCCCAGGGCUGGGUAUAGCAGCUCUUACUAUAAAAUAUUAAAUAUAAUCAUAUCUGUAAACAGCCAUAGAAACCCUAUCACAGACACCCUGCAUGAAAGGUCAGCUAAGGUGUAUGGACUAUCUAGUAAUGCGUCAAUAAAUAUAUAUAUACAGGUAGUACAGGGCUGUGAGAGAGCUGUCAGUAAUAAAACAGAGAUAUACAGACAGCACAGGGCUGUGAGAGAGCUGUCAGUAAUAAAACAGAGAUAUACAGACAGCACAGGGCUGUGAGAGAGCUGUCAGUAAUAAAACAGAGAUAUACAGACAGCACAGGGCUGUGAGAGAGCUGUCAGUCAUAAAACAGAGAUAUACAGACAGCACAGGGCUGUGAGAGAGCUGUCAGUCAUAAAACAGAGAUAUACAGAUAGUACAGGGCUGUAUAGGGUCCACUGCCAAGCUAUGGUGCUCUGGAAGCAUUGGAGAGUUAUAUAGAUUGUAAGCUCCAGGGACAAGGGAGUGUGAGCCAAGUUACAGGGAUACAGAGGAGAACAACUUCUCAAAAUGUCCCUGGAGGAUCCUUUCUCUGUGGUCAGAAGUGAGGUGCAGAAAGCACUGAACACCAGUCGGGGUCUGUACCAGCGCUGGUGCGAGCUACUUCAGGAGAGUCAUGUGACCAGUGUGGAGGAGUUUGAUUGGACAACCAAUGAACUUAGGAAUUCAUUGAGGAGCAUUGAAUGGGAUCUUGAGGACCUGGAAGAAACAAUCAGCAUUGUGGAAUCGAACCCAAGGAAGUUUAAAAUCUCUGGGACAGAACUGAGUGAAAGAAGGAGCUUUGUGGAUCAGACACGGAGCUCAGUAAAGGAAAUGAGAGAUCAUAUAUCGAGCCCCAGAGUUGUGGCUUUCACCGAACGGAAGAAUAGAGAGGCAUUGGGAGUUACCGCUAAGCAACCUUCUGACCGCUUUACUCGUAUGGACGAUGAAAUGGUCGCCGGGAACUCUCGUUACGUUGAAGAUCAGCAGGCUCAGCAACAGCUGAUUAUAGAUGAGCAGGACGCGGAGCUCGAGCUGGUAACCGGCAGCAUCCGGGUCCUGAAAAACAUGUCUGGACGGAUAGGAGAUGAGUUGGAUGAGCAAGCUGUGAUGUUGGAGGAUUUCUCGCACGAGAUGGAUAAUACUCAGACGCGAAUGGACUCGGUGCUCAAGAGACUGGCCAAAGUUUCUCACAUGACAACCGACCGCCGGCAGUGGUGUAUGAUCAUUGCAUUGGUGAUCGCUCUCAUAAUUGUGCUGAUCCUGUUGUUGGUGCUUUGAACGCUGUAUCCAGAGAGCGUGUCGCUUUGGGUGACGCUAUAACGUAGCAAACGUGGAUGUGGAUUUUUUUUAUUAUUAUUAAAGGUCAUUCGUGUCAUUGCAGAGGAACACGCAGUCUAUGAUGACAUUAGUCUGCAGGACUGCAACACAAAACUGCCAUUUACCUACUAAACAUACUGUGCAAGCCAAAAUAAAAUAUUUUUGUAUUGUCUGGUA